AGUUUUAUUGAAAGGUACUUUCAGUCUGCAGGGUCUUUUAUCUUUACAGUUUCUUUGGGAAUGCAGGUGUCUUGACUUCUUUCUCAUGUUCUUCUUUCUUAUUUUGGGUCUCCUUUCAAUGUGCAGCAUAUGUCCCACUUAAAAAGACCUUUCUUCAUGUACCAUAGAUUUAACAAAAGAAUGAUCUAAAAGAUACAAGGUUCAAGUCAGUAAAGACAGAGAGUUUAAAUCAAUAUAUAGUAGUCAUUAAAAAGAUGCACACAUUUCUACAGAAGAAUUUGUUUGAGAUGGGAUUUAAAAUAAUCAAUAAUCUUAAAACCACUGACACAUUAACAGUACAUCAGAGUUGUGUUUCCUAUACUGAUGCCCCUACUGACCUUAAUUAUCCCAGAUUGAUAAAUUCCAAAAACAUAUCUAGUAAUUUGUUUUUUAGGAUUCUAAAAGAAUGAUUUAAAAGAUACAAGGCUCAUGUCAGUAAAAAUACAGAGUUUCAUUCAAUACAUGAGAGUCAUUUAAAAGACGAGCAUAUUUCUACACAAGUGUUUGUUUGAAACGGGAUUCGGAGUGAAGAGUUCGGUGAUUUGUAAUAAGUCAUAGUUUAUGGAGGUUUUCUUUAGACGUCCAGGAUUCCUGAUUGCUGGCUGUGUGAUCAGUGUUAGUGUCAUGAUAUUCUGUCUGAGCCACAGAGUCAGUAUUGAAUUGCAAAAUUAUUAGUUCAGUAUUGGGAGUUUGAUCAUUUAUUUAAGUAAUCUUCAGAUGGUGUAUUUCUAUCACAAGAUAUAUAGAUAGUGUCACACACGUGCGCAUGUGAGGCAGCUAGAGGCCUUAAAUAAUAGUAAUACCAUGCCAGACCAGGGGGUGGCGAGCUGCGCUAACUCUCCCUGUCCUCUGCAGACUAUCCUCAGGAAAAUCCACUAGGUGCCAGCACUUCUGAUGACGUCACUUCCUGAUACCAGAGCCAUCGAUGAAGCCACUUCCAGACCCAAAGACGUGACUUCCAGUUCUGAUCCAGAUGACGUUAUUUCCUGUCAUGACCUUUAAAACCACCAUUUUACUCAACCUAAGUCAGUUCUGUUUUGGACAUUGUACCUUGCACAACUCAUGAAAAAAAUACCCAUUUUGCAGCCAGAGAUAUUAUACAGCCGUGAACAGAGCAGGCCAUAGGACCCAGCGGAGGACACCUGAACUGAGACGUCUGCCUGCACCGCCCUCUCCCUCCCUCUCUCUCUCUCUCUCUCUCUCUCUCUCUCUCUCUCAGGUUAAAGUGUCUUUACUUAGAACACACUAAACAGUUGCAAGUUGCACAGCAAACAAUAAACAUCAGGCACAGACAUGCAUAGAUCCUACCAGCCUAUGGAACCAGUUACCAGCAAGUACCUGCAGAAGAGGAUGGAUGACAACAGAUACCAGCAGCAUCGACGUAAGGUUAAUGAGGCAAAGCCAGUUGUUGACACAAAGGGACACAAAACCCCAGGACACCUCCAGUUAAACCUUAAGAAACUGCAGAUGGAAGAAGAUCGCCUGAGCACGAUCUCGAAGGACAAUAAGAAGCUGGCAUUAAAACUAGCAGACAUUCUGAGAUCAAAAGGUCAGGUUGAUAACUGGAAUGAUCCUCCUGCGAGAAGUAUGAAUGCACAGAAACGUCGCAUGGAGCUGCUUAAUGUGUGCCAUGAGAACCAAGCAAUCCUGGAGCGCAUCAACAGGAGAGAGUCUGAAUAUCGGCGUGAGCUGUGGGAGGAGGACUGGCAGAACACAGAGCGGAUUCUCCAAGACAUCGCCAGAUACCCACAUGGAGUUCCUCUCCAGCAGAGAAAAGGACCAACAAAGAUCCUCAAUGAAAAACUAGAAAAGGUCGAAGAAGCUGAAGAAGUUGAAAGUCAGCACGAGUCAUGAAUAAAUUCCAUCAUGCAGAGUAUCCAACAGCCCAGCAUUCAUCCAUACUUACAACUUCUCAGACACAUUCUGGUAGCUACUCAAAAUAUUUUCCUUUUGGCCAUGCUAGUCGGUGGUUUAACACGACUUGACAGACCCUAAUAAAUCAGUAUGCACACCACA
Messenger RNA from Polypterus senegalus (gray bichir), 2055 nucleotides. RefSeq lists its product as uncharacterized. Bases 1333 to 1893 code for a protein of 186 amino acids. Lineage: Eukaryota; Metazoa; Chordata; Cladistia; Polypteriformes; Polypteridae. The transcript has 6 exons. The record is from RefSeq and is a predicted model, not a curated record.